Penicillium argentinense is the source of this 879-nucleotide messenger RNA. RefSeq names its product aminoglycoside phosphotransferase family protein. The transcript has a single exon. Bases 1 to 879 code for a protein of 292 amino acids. NCBI's taxonomy places the organism in Eukaryota, Fungi, Ascomycota, Eurotiomycetes, Eurotiales, Aspergillaceae. The record is from RefSeq and is a predicted model, not a curated record.
AUGCAUUUCUCCCUUCCUUAUUAUCGGGAUGCUGGUCAAUUACCAGGGCCUCUUCCUGAUCAGAAUGAGAUUGAACAGGCAACACAAACCCUCCCCAAGAGAUCAGAUUACGGUGGGCGCAUAGUCGUUAUCAGAGAGAAAUAUGUUGUGAAAUAUGGCCCGCUCGUGACCGAAAACGAGGGAUAUGCUCUAAUAUUUGUUGAAAAACGGCUCAACAUCGCAGCGCCACGACUUUACGCCAUGUACCGCGAUCGGGACAUCCUGUAUAUCGUCAUGGAAUACAUCCCCAGCAUUUCUCUAGGGAUGGCGUGGCCUUCGCUCACUGAGGCAAAUAAAAAUUCGAUUGUUGGGCAACUGCGAUGCAUCUUUGAUCAGAUGAGAGCGCUGUCAUCGCCCGGAUUUUAUGGCAGCGUCAACCGAGGCCCCGUUCCCCAUAGGUAUUUCUUUUCUCGUGAAAAGGACGCUGCUGUUACCGGUCCGUUUCAGACGGAAGAAGAAUUCGGAAAAGCCAUCGCACUUCGCUCCAAAACUAUGUGGAGCGAAUCUAAUGGUCAUAGCUUUCUCUCCGACUAUCUUGCUCGCCACCUCCCAUUGGCACUUCGCAAUCAUCCACCUGUAUUCACCCACGGAGAUCUCUCCAGGGAGAAUGUUCUUGUCCGAAAAGUCGUGAAUUCUGUCACAAAUGAAGAAGAGUAUGAAGUAGCUGCUCUUGUGGACUGGGAAGCGGCUGGAUGGUAUCCUUCGUACUGGGAAUACUCUCAUAUCUUCCCCCUGUUGCAGUGGGUUGACGACUGGCCAGAAUAUGUUGAGAAGAUUCUCGAUCCCUUGCCGCUGGAGAGUGCCAUGAUGCGAGUUGUCUUUAGUGAUCUGGAGUUUUAG